AUUGAUUUGAGUUUUUUUGACCUGUCCAAAUUUGACCCCUGCCCAUUUACUCUCUCUUUGUUAUCAAAGGGCAAGCUACCGCUAUGUGCGGGUCCGGGGAAGAGCCGGACCACAAGGGUUUUUUCUAUGCAACCAUACCUUGUUACUCCAUGCAACUCAUGUGAGUUAAACUUGUUUAUAUUCCUGCAAUCGUAUCUGCAAUUCUGCUAAAAGUUCACGAGAAGCCUAGUCUCUACACUCUGCCUUAGUUGAAUGAUGAAGAAUUUUAUUCAAUACAUUAAAGUUUGUAACACAACCUAUAUUGAGCUGGCAAUUCAGUUCCUCCAAAAUAUAAGUAGGAUGCAUCUGGCUUUUGUAGUUUCUCACUGUCCACAUUACUAAACACAAACCAAAUUGACACUACUUUUUUUUUUUGUAUCUAUAUGCCAUUUCUUGUAUGUUCUAUUUCAGAGUGAAAUUAUUGUUCUCAAUUUGGAUACGGCUUCUUAACAACAACUUAAUAAGCACAACAAAAGAGGAAAAAACAGCAAGACAAAUUAAAAGCACUUCAACACCGCUAGCUGUUUUCGUCAGCAAAAAUCUGUGUAGCAAACCCAUUUUUCAACAUAAAAUUUUGUCCAAUUCAUACUAAAUGUCCUAGGGGAAUAUGUUGUAGGUCCUACGUUCUUAGGAUUGAAAUGAAAAAAUGGAAUAAAGAAAACUUGCACCGAACAAAUGAAUUUAAUUUGUAUAUAUCUAGUUAGGGAGUAAAGAUGUUGUUAAAUAAAUGUACCAGCUACCCGACAAUUUGUCAUAUAUAUCAAUCAUAAUAUAUUUCUGGUGGUUAGAUUGUUGUUAUUAAAAUAAAAUCACAUAAAAAUCAAAUGAUAAAAAAGUAACUGGAAGUGACGCACGAAGCUUUUUAUGCGGUUUGGACAAACAUACCUUUUGUCAAAUUUGAUAGGUCGUGUAAAAAAAAAUAAUGUUUGAUAAAAUUAUACAUUAUUUAUUUAUUAAACAAUAAGUUCUAGUGAUAAAAGAAAGUAACUUUAUUAUAAGUUCAAUUCUUCCUUUCCUUUUUUUUUUUUCUCCCUUGUGUUAUUAAUAUAGAACAAAUCAUUUCUAGCGUUAAUUACGAAAUGUUCAAUAUUCUCUGAAGAGAAUUCAAUUCUAUUCCAUGACAUAGAUAUAUACAUGUAUACAUAUAUAGAAAUUUGUCGUGAAAAUAUCUUCAAUUCGCUUGCUUUAGAUCUCCACUGAUAAUUUAUGUGCCAAUACUAUAAGCCAUGAACACCAUUCAUUCGAUCAUUAUGCAACGCUCUAAAUCUUUCAUUAAAUUUACAACUAAACAAAAUAAGAUCGUAAAAAUGAAUAAUAAUUUUUCUCUUCAUUUUCAUGUCUUUCUAUGUCAGUCCAUUAGUUCUCGUUAAGUUUUGAAGUAUAUUUAAUUAAUUUUCUAUAAGUUAAAUGAGUAAAAUAAUACAACUAUAUGCUAGUUUUAUUAAAUUAAAGUGGCAUAUAUGGUAAUCGAUCCUACGUGAGUCUCCGAAAAAUUGGUACUGCCUUAAGAUCUUCAAUAAUAAUAGUUUCUUUUCAUACAAAUUUAGAAAGAAAAAAAAAGGUUUGUAAGACAGAAUUACAUUGAUCGCAAGUCAUAUCUAUGUUUUGGAAAAAUAUAUAUUUCCAUUAGCCUCCCGAAAAUGAUGCUAAAGAACAGAAUAUUUCUAUGGUCAUUGGAUUCAGGGAAUUAAGCUGAGAAAAAAGCAAGAGGGAGAAACAUAAAAUUUAAUUAGAAGAGAAGAAAAAAAAAAGAGCUGCACAUACCUCGUUUCUCCCAUUUCAUUUUCUUUCUCCAAGUCCCAAUAUUUCUCAACGUUAACACAGCCAUCGUUGUCAAUAAUUCAAGAGAAAAAAACGUACUUUUAGCCUUACGAUUCAUGGGUCCAAGUAAGCUUAGAAAGGCAAUAGGGGCAGUGAAGGACCAAACUAGCAUAAGUUUGGCCAAAGUAGGUAGCAGCGCCUCCUUAUCUGAUCUUGAAGUCGCCAUCGUAAAGGCGACGCGACACGAUGAGUACCCACCGGAGGAGAGACAUAUAAGGGAAAUUCUAAGCUUGACUUCUUAUUCUCGAGCCUAUGUUGGUGCAUGUGUUGGUUUCCUUGCCAGACGCCUUAGCAAGACCAAGAAUUGGAUUGUGGCUCUUAAGGCACUCAUGUUGAUCCAUAGGCUGUUGUGCGAUGGGGAUUCAUCCUUUGAGGAAGAGAUUUUCUUUGCCACAAGACGAGGGACAAGGCUUCUUAACAUGUCUGAUUUUCGUGACUCGAGAUCUAACUCAUGGGAUGGUUCUGCAUUUGUACGGUCGUAUGCUUUAUACCUUGAUGAACACUUGGAAUUCAGGAUGCAGAACCGCAGGGGAAAACGCAGUGCAUUUGCGUACAGCGAUGAUGAAGAGGAGGUUCGUCAUAAUGCAAGGGGAGCGAAAGCCACUCCGUUGAGGGAAAUGAAAGAUGAUCGUGUUUUCUCAAGGAUUCAUCAUCUCAUGCAGCUCCUCGAGAGAUUUUUAGCCUGCCGACCUGCAGGUACGGCAAAGAACAACAGAGUCGUGAUUGUGGCUCUAUAUCCAUUAGUGAAGGAAAGUUUCCAGCUAUAUUAUGACUUAACAGAAAUCACGACUAUGAUGUUUGAUAAGUUCAUAGAACUGUCAAUUCCAGACUCUAUAAAGGUUCUUGAGAUAUUCUUCAGACUUAACAAACAAUAUGAGGAGAUCGAGCAGUUCUAUGAUUGGGGUAAAGCGGUUGGAGUAACACGCACUACUGAAUAUCCAGAUAUUGAGAUCAUUCCACCAAAGAAACUCGAGCGUAUGGAUGACAUAAUACGGGAAAAGUCCUUCAGGGAACAGACCAGGAAGGCAAUGCGGAAUGAACCAACUACUGAGAACGUUCAAGAAACUGAAAUGCAGGAACCAGAAACUGAACCGGAAGAGGACAUGAAUGCCAUUAAGGCAUUACCAGCACCAGAGGUCUUCCCCGAAGAAAAGACACAGGAAGAGGAAAAGAAAGAGGAGGUGAAAACCCAAGAAGUAGGAGACUUGUUAAACUUGAGUGAAGAUGUUCCAACUUCCGAAGAACAUGGAGAUCAACUAGCAUUAGCAUUGUUUGAUGGUGGUCAAGCGGCGACCAAUCCUGCAACAAGCAUUUCGCCAUGGCAAGCAUUCAACGAUUCAGGAGAUUGGGAGACAGCACUGGUUCAGUCUGCGAGUCAUUUGUCAAACCAGAAGGCCUCCCUCCCUGGAGGCUUUGACACAUUAAUGCUCAAUGGCAUGUACCAACAAGGAGCAGUUGCUCAGGCAGUAGCCUGCUCAGGUGUUGUGGCUACUGGAAGUGCAAGCAGCGUAGCACUUGGCUCAGCAGGACGGCCGGCAAUGCUAGCAUUGCCUGCACCUCCAACUGCAAAUGGUGGAGCUAAUACAGCCGCACCAGGCACAGAUCCUUUUGCAGCUUCACUGGCAAUAGCUCCACCAGCAUACGUUCAGAUGUCCGAGAUGGAGAAGAAACAGAAACUACUAACAGAAGAGCAGUUAAUGUGGCAGGAGUAUCAGAAAAAUGGAAUGCAAGGACAGGUAGGAUUUCCCCAGGUGCAGCCAUACCCUUACCCAUAUAACAUUGGUGGUUACAGGCAAACCUUCUAAAGCUUUCACUAACAAGAUACACAACAUUGUAAUGUCAUUUUUCCUGUGGUCAGUCGUAUCUCAGUAAUAAGAUAAGUCAUGAAAUUGUACAGAAAGAAACUGGCAUCUGGAAGAAGAGCUAUGCAAGUUCACAUCUAACCAAUGCCUGCAUUGCCAGCUUUCUGAGAAAGUCAGCUUAGCUACAAUAUUGAAGUAUGAGAAUUGCAAAACUACAUGUAGACAAGCUCCGUUAUCAGUGUACAGAAUGUAACAUUUUUUCAAAACAAAUUGCUAGUGGAGUCUUAUUCUUUCUA
Molecule: messenger RNA, 3958 nt
Organism: Capsicum annuum
Lineage: Eukaryota; Viridiplantae; Streptophyta; Magnoliopsida; Solanales; Solanaceae
Product: putative clathrin assembly protein At1g03050
Exons: 3
Coding region: 1917-3665 (582 amino acids)
Biological process (GO): vesicle budding from membrane; clathrin coat assembly; clathrin-dependent endocytosis
Cellular component (GO): clathrin-coated pit; clathrin-coated vesicle
Molecular function (GO): 1-phosphatidylinositol binding; clathrin heavy chain binding; SNARE binding
Source: RefSeq, a predicted model, not a curated record